UAAUAAAACUCCAUCGAGGACCACCUUCUCUCUAUGUCCAUCACGGCGGAACAAAACAAUAAGAUGUUCUUGAAACCUUAUCAUCGCCGGAAUGACUCCGACGAGCUAGAUGUUUUUGAGGCCUCUCGCUACUUUUCGGGUGCGACGGAGUUGUCGAACGGGGUCAUCCCGACAUCCCAUAAGAAUGGUGAACAAAGACCACGUGUGUGGAGAACCGGUUGUCCUAGGAUGAGUUUAGACAUGCCGAAUACGAGAUCAGGCACGAAUAUCACAUCUUUGGAAAACAAACAAUCGACAAUUAUUAAUAAUAUUAACGUUAAUAAUAAUAAGGAGAAGAAACACAAACAACCAAGUUCACCAGGUGGGAAAUUGGCUAAUUUCUUGAAUUCUCUAUUCAACCAAACGUCGUCUAAGAAGAAGAAAUCUUCGUCGUCGUCUAAAAUAUCGUCUACACAAUCAAUGAAGGAUGAUGACGAAAGCCCUAGUGGAAGAAGGAAGAGAAGGAGUAGCAUAAGCCAUUUCAUAGGCUCAAAUAAUAAUAUUGAUACGAAAUCCGCCAUUAAUACGCCGAUCAAAGUUAUCACUAUACCAAGUAAGAUAAUGAUGAAACCGGCGACUUCGAAUGUGACAAGAAACGACGUCGUGGGUACAGAUUAUGCUUGGUUGAAUGAUAAGCUUCAAUGGGUAGACAGAAAACAUAGGAUUUAUGCAAAUGGGUAUUCGGAUAAAUUAAUAUUAGAUGAUUAUAAGAAAGAAUGCCGAGUACCCAUCAGAUCUACGGUGGAGAAUGAACUAGAUGAUGAUGAUGAUGAUGAUGUGGAUGAGGAUGGACGAAGAAAUAGUGAUUCAAGUUCUGAUCUUUUUGAAUUGCAGAAUUAUAAUCUGGGUUAUGAUUCAUGUGGACUUCCAGUUUAUGAGACAACAAAUAUGGAUAGCAUCAAGAGAUCGGCAGCAUCAGUACUACCCAUUUAGAAAAGAUACAAUUUUUAUUUUCAAAUGAUCUUGAUCUUGAUCUUGAUGAUGAUGAUGAUGAUGAUGAUGAUGAAGAUAGGGUUCAAAUCGAUGAUCAGAUGUGGUAUCUGAUUUUUUUUGCUCUAUUAAUUCAUCGAUCUUUAUAUUUUUCUUCCAUCAUUUAUCC
Messenger RNA from Impatiens glandulifera, 1138 nucleotides. Its product is annotated as protein BIG GRAIN 1-like E. Gene Ontology annotation, biological process: auxin-activated signaling pathway. The transcript has 2 exons. Lineage: Eukaryota; Viridiplantae; Streptophyta; Magnoliopsida; Ericales; Balsaminaceae. The record is from RefSeq and is a predicted model, not a curated record. Bases 34 to 972 code for a protein of 312 amino acids.